AUGACGUCACUGAUCAAAACAUUCGGCGUUUAGUCUUCAAUGCUGGAAACUCCAGUUCAUAUCAUAGUGUUAUUCAAUUAUUUAUCAUCAAAAUAGUGACAUUGAUAAAGAUCCAAGUUUUCCUCAUUUAAUACUAUAUUUACAUUUUGUGUUCACUAGGUUACAAAGUGCGAAACACCUACUAAAAACUUGGAUUAUUUCGAAACUGUGUCCCUACAUCUAUAGCCACAGAGAACAUCUCAUACAAAGGCACCUCUAACGAAGUUGGCGGUUCACCAUUCACCACCAUCAUCAACGGUCCCCCCGGUCGAGAGUCAACGAGUCUGGAUAAAUUCCCUGAAACCUGCCUCGUUCCUCAGUCAUUGUUUAGCAUUCAACGGCAGCAGAAGCCACUCGCGAGAAAGAACAACACGCACCGGCAAAACGGUGGUGAAUGAAAAUAUAAAUAUAAACUACUGAAAUAGUAGCCCCCAUAUACCUACCUACAUAUAGUUUGCAUACCGAGUCAGCACUAAAGAAGUUGUUGAAAACGAAACCACGAAACAAAAAAAAAACAACAAAGCAUUUCGCGUUGGACUUGCAGUUCGAGUGAUAGUGCACGAACAAGAGUACGGGAGUAUCGAAAGUGUUUAUAAAGGCGUUCCACCGAUUGUAACGGAAAUGGCGCAUCAGGUCCAGCAGGUUUUCAAAACGGCACUCAAGGUCACGGGCCCGGCAAGGUCGAUGUCGACCGGUGUCAUGGGAUCGAUAGAUGCUAACGUCUCGCCAAAACGGUCGCAAGGCAUCCAUCUGUCGGUCCAGCGUGACUAUCCUGCAGCCGCUGCUCUGCCCUUGCCGGCCAACAUCGAUCCAACCGAGACGACUCGCUUCUCCCCCCAAAGGACUCGAGAUAUCAACUCGACGGCCAUUCUGACGCAUCAAUCUUCCUACGUGGCAAACCACAUCGAUGUCACGGUGGACAACUCCAGCUCUGCUGAUCCGCACGUGCAGUCCUACGAUUGCCGUGGUGCGGUCAGCCUAAACUCCGCCAUGCAAAGUAACGUCCCAAGCCCUUUCGGGGGAAUGCACAAAUUCACGCACCUGAACAUGCCGGGCGGUGGAUGGGCCCAGGAAGGCAAAUUCCUUGCCCAGGAUUUGCACUCGUCCCACUAUAUGAACCUCCGCAAGGAAGUGCGCUCCGAUUGGUCCAACUACGAGGCCAAACCACAGAAAGGUACAGUCGGCUUGCUUGAAAGCUAUAACAAACUAAUGCUCAAGCAAACUUUGGCAGCAUUUGGUAGUAACGGUAACCUUAGGCACGUUUCACUAAAUCAUAGCGCAUUGACAAAAGAAAUUCCAAAAGACACUAAACAAACGACUGAGGAACAGGCCUCGACGAUAGCAGCAGGAGACUCGUCAACCGCGACGACUCCUCUGACACGUAAAGAACAGCUCAAAAAAGCGGUCAAGGAAUACGGUUCCACCGUGAUUGUGUUUCACGUGGGGAUCAGUCUGGUUUCCUUGGGUGCUUGCUAUCUUUUGGUCUCUAGCGGAAUAGACAUGGUGGCCCUGUUGGAGCGCUUCGGAUGGGGUGACUCGGCACUGGCCAGCAAAGCGGGCGCCGGCGCCAGCACGUUUGUGAUCGCAUAUGCAAUCCAUAAAGUAUUCGCACCGGUUAGAAUUAGCAUAACUCUAGGCGCGACGCCAUUCAUUGUGCGUUUCAUGCGCAAACGUUUCGGAAAGAAGUAGAAUACAUACAGUUAUAACACAGAGUUAUAAGGUUGUUUUUAGUGCUAACCGCAAGGUUGAAGGCGUUGACUCGCUUGGCGAAGCAUUAGGUUAUGGUGUUUUUUCUACUUGUACUGUAGCAUUUUAGUAUUCUUGCUUUUGAUAGAUUUAAGUUUAAUUUGAUAUAUUAUUGAUAGAUUAAGAUUUUU
This is a messenger RNA of Aedes aegypti (yellow fever mosquito), 1916 nucleotides long. RefSeq lists its product as uncharacterized. Gene Ontology annotation, cellular component: mitochondrion. Lineage: Eukaryota; Metazoa; Arthropoda; Insecta; Diptera; Culicidae. The transcript is spliced from 4 exons. The record is from RefSeq and is a predicted model, not a curated record. The coding region runs from base 661 to 1728 and encodes 355 amino acids.